Molecule: messenger RNA, 2046 nt
Organism: Myotis myotis
Lineage: Eukaryota; Metazoa; Chordata; Mammalia; Chiroptera; Vespertilionidae
Gene: ENPP6
Product: ectonucleotide pyrophosphatase/phosphodiesterase 6
Exons: 8
Coding region: 84-1406 (440 amino acids)
Source: RefSeq, a predicted model, not a curated record
AAGAGAGAAGAGCUACAGAUUCCCCAUCCUCAGUCUUUGCAAGGCGACGGCUGUGCCAGCCGGCUCGGCAGGCUCCUGGCAGCAUGGCAGUGCCGCUCCGGGCCCUCCUGCUGGUCCUCGCGCUGGGCCUGGCCCAGCCGGCCUCUGCCCCCCGGAAGCUGCUGGUGUUCCUGCUGGAUGGUUUCCGCUCCGACUACAUCAGCGACGAGGCCCUGGAGUCCCUGCCUGGUUUGAAAGAGAUUGUGAGCCGGGGGGUGAAAGCCGACUACUUGACCCCCGACUUCCCCACGCUCUCUUAUCCCAACUACUACACCCUGAUGACCGGCAGACAUUCUGAGGUCCACCAGAUGACCGGGAACUACAUGUGGGACUCCAACAGCAAUAAGUCAUUUGACAUCGGUGUCAACAAAGACAGCCUGAUGCCUCUCUGGUGGAAUGGAUCAGAACCUCUCUGGGUCACCCUGACCAAAGCCAAAAGGAAGGUCCACAUGUACUACUGGCCAGGCUGUGAGGUGGAGAUUCUUGGUGUCAGACCCACCUACUGCCUGGAAUAUAAAACUUCCCCGACGGAUAUCAAUUUUGCCAACGCAGUCAGCGAUGCUCUCGACUCCUUCAAGAACGGCCGCGCCGACCUGGCCGCCAUAUACCACGAGCGCAUCGACGUGGAGGGCCACCACUACGGCCCCUCGUCGCCGCAGAGGAAAGACGCCCUGAAGGCCGUGGACACUGUCUUCAAGUACAUGGCCCAGUGGAUCCAGGAGCGGGAGCUGCAGGACAAGCUCAAUGUCAUCAUCUUCUCCGACCAUGGGAUGACCGACAUCUUCUGGAAGGACAAAGUGAUUGAGCUGAAGCAGCACAUCAGCCUGGCGGACCUGCAGCAAGUGAAGGACCGCGGGCCCCUCGUGAGCCUCUGGCCAGCUCCCGGGAAACACGCUGAGAUUUACAACAAGCUGCGGACGGUGGAGCACAUGACUGUCUACGAGAAGGAAGCCAUUCCCAGCAGGUUCUACUACAAGAAAGGGAAGUUUGUCUCUCCGCUGACCUUACUGGCGGAUGAAGGAUGGUUCAUAACUGAGAGUCGAGAGCUGCUUCCGUUCUGGAUGAACAGCACUGGCAAGAGGGCAGGCUGGCAGCGCGGAUGGCACGGAUACGACAAUGAGCUCAUGGACAUGAGGGGCAUCUUCCUGGCCUUCGGACCCGAUUUCAAAUCCAACUUCAGGGCCGCCCCGAUCCGCUCCGUGGAUGUCUACAACGUCAUGUGCCACGCCGCAGGCAUCGCCCCGCUGCCCAAUAACGGGUCCUGGUCCCGGGUGGUGUGCAUGCUGAAGGGCCCGGCCAGCGCGGCCCCGCGGCACCUGCCCGGGGGCUUGGCCCUGGCCUUGACGCUGCUCUUGCUCCUUCAGUAGCUGCUCCUUGUGUCCCAAACACUCAGACAAGGGGGCCUUCACGGGGGGAAGGUUUUAUGUCCUAGUUGAAUAAUAGCUUCUUUAACACAAUCAAGGCCACACACAUUGAAACUAUUUUAUUCUUGGAUGAUUCUAUACAUAAAAAUCCCUACUUCUUAAAAACAAAUAUCUGAACUUUAUUUUUUUUCGGAAGAUAAGGAAAAUCUUGCUCUUAAACUUGUUCGACUGUAUGUCAGUGUGUCCCUUCUUUUUCAUUUGGAAAUGCAGCUGAACUGUCUGAGCAAGGGCCUGUCGCUAGCAAACAGCCUUGUAGAGAAUAUUGUGUGAGAGUCCUGGACCCCACUCUGCCCCGCUCUGCACAGAGCGGCCCCUCGCCUGUGCCCCGUGCACACCCAGGAGCCCGCCUGGGGCUCUAUGGCCACAGGUCCUGGACGGUGCCUUCCUUCCCAGGGAAAGGAGGCUCCCCAUGACAGCUGUGGCCACCAUCUGCGCCUGUCCCAGCUCAUGGAGUUUUUCCAUCUUCUACAAAAACCCCAAAAGCGUGUUAUCUUAGCUUGGGCCACCCGUCAAUCAAAAUCACGAAGGAUUGGAGAACUCAGAAUAAGGCGGCAGGCAUGACUUCCCUCCCAAAGUCGGGAUG